AUGGAGAUAAUAGCAGUCUUUAGAAUUGAGUCAUUCAACGACACCAAGGUCACAACCUACACAAAGAGUCAAAAGCCCAAGAAAUCCAAAUUUGAACCCAUUGAUUCCCUUCCUCUUUUUGCUCUGGAAGUUAUAAAAAUUGGCCGUGGCAAGGCUUGCGAUGUGAGAAUUGACAACCCAGCAAUUUCGUUACACCAUGCGACUGUAUGGUCUGUUCAGUUUGAUUCAGACACCUUACCCUUGGUUUACUUGAACGAUAGUUCAAGAAAUGGAUUGCUACAUAACGGAAGAGACAUGCGCAACGGAGAAACGAGAAUGUUGAAGGAUGGUGACACUAUUGAGUUCAAAACAGCUGGAGUCUUUACAUACGAAACAUUGGAGGGGGAAGAAGAUACACAAGACAAAUCUAACAUCACUAUUGAAACUUGGAAUAUCAGCGACUCGUUAAUUGGCUCAGGAUCAUUUGGUUCAGUAUUUGUUGCAUCGUCAACCACCAAUUACCACAAGCUUUAUGCAGUAAAAGUGUUGAGACCCGGCAGCAAUAACUCCGAGUAUGAUCUAUUACGAGGGGUGCAACACCUUCCCUUGCCAAAAUCACGCAUAUAUAUUUGCGACUUUGGUGUAGCAAAAAAGUUAACGUACUCACGUACCAGCACCUCAGUUGGAACCAUUGAGUACAGUGCACCCGAGGUUUUCAACAUAGACAACAAAGGAAAAGCAGCGGUGCCAUAUGGAUAUAAAUGCGACACAUGGUCACUAGGAAUUGUCACACAUGUUUUGUUGACUGGUAUAUCACCGUUUUAUUCUGAACUGAAGGAGCAGACUUUAUUGCAAGCACGUCAAGGACAGUUGAAUUUUGCUAGAAAACAGUUUGCACUAGUUUCAAAAAGUGCAAAAGAGUUUUUGCUCUCUUUGCUUGAGACAAACCCUCGUCUAAGAGUGGAUAUCGAUGGUUGUUUUGAGUGUGCAUGGGUCGUACGUAAUAGAUCGAAAUUGGAAAAGUUCUACCGCGACAAAAUUGUUGGCACACAAAAUUGA
Lodderomyces theae is the source of this 1038-nucleotide messenger RNA. RefSeq names its product serine/threonine protein kinase. Lineage: Eukaryota; Fungi; Ascomycota; Pichiomycetes; Serinales; Debaryomycetaceae. Gene Ontology annotation, cellular component: cytoplasm; nucleus. The transcript is spliced from 2 exons. The record is from RefSeq and is a predicted model, not a curated record. Gene Ontology annotation, molecular function: protein binding; ATP binding; protein serine/threonine kinase activity. Bases 1 to 1038 code for a protein of 345 amino acids. Gene Ontology annotation, biological process: protein phosphorylation; meiotic recombination checkpoint signaling.